AUGGUAAAUUUUGUAGAUGUUAGCCAUGAGUUACCCAAGGUGUACGAUCCGGGGUAUGUGGAGUCUGAUUGGUACUCAUGGUGGGAGAAACAAGGUUUCUUCAAGCCAGAAUAUGGAGAAGAAAAUGGCCGAACCUCGAAUCCCAAAGGUCGCUUUACCAUUUGUAUCCCACCUCCAAAUGUUACUGGAACUUUACAUGUCGGUCAUGCACUGGCUACCACCAUAGAGGAUACUAUGACGAGAUGGCAAGUAGUGGUGGAGAAAAAGCUACAACGUGAGAGAGGUUUGAGCCGUCACGAUCUAGGUCGUGAUCGUUUUAUUCAAGAAGUAUGGAAAUGGAAACAUGAAAAAGGCGGAGUUAUUUAUGAUCAGCUCCGCAAAUUGGGUGCAUCUGUUGAUUGGGAUCGAGCAUGUUUUAUGAUGGAUCCAAAAAUGGUGCGUGCAGUCACGGAGGCUUUCGUCAGAAUGCACGAAAGCGGCACGAUCUACCGCUCGAAUCGUCUUGUGAACUGGUCAUGCGCUUUACGUAGUGCUAUCUCGGACAUAGAGGUGAAGUCGCAUGUUUGAUA
Molecule: messenger RNA, 569 nt
Organism: Strongylus vulgaris
Lineage: Eukaryota; Metazoa; Nematoda; Chromadorea; Rhabditida; Strongylidae
Source: the annotation of a GenBank genome assembly